UGCUUCAGGUAAACGGGAGGUGCAUAUUGACCUGUAUGCAUCAACCGGCUAGUCACGACCGUCAUCUGUUGGCUGGGGUCAAGUCCGGGGUCACUUACUGGGCACCUCGUUAAGGGUGGAGGCUGCUUCAGGGGUGAUUCGCGGAUGUAUAGCUAUUGGUUAGCAUCGGUGUCAAGUUACUCAAUUUUGUUACUUGCAUCCCCCAUGUAGGACUCCGUGGUGGGUGAUGCCGCUGAUAGUGGAAGUAUUUUGAAAUUUUCUAUGACUGAAAAUAGAGGCAAGGUGUUUAGUUCUGCACACCAUAGCAAAAACAGCGGAACAACCCCUUUACCGUUAGAACACACUCGAUAUUUCAUAAUAAGUUUGACAAAUCCAACUGUACCAAACAUUUCGUUUACAAAAGUCUCGCCAUUUUUAAUCCACAAGGCUCUUCUGUCAGUAUUGGGAGAAGUAGCUUCUGUGAAGAAAUUGCGUUCGGGUGAUCUUUUAGUUGAGGUCUCCGAAAAACAAGCUGCUAUAUUAUCCAUAUGCGAGAAAAUCUGCUCAUUUACAGUAACUGUCUCCCCUCAUAAAACUCUCAACACUUCACGAGGUGUAAUACCACAAUCAAAAUUCCUCGAUGAUGAAGAGGAAACUAUCGCUGAAGAAUUAAAAGAACAACAUGUAACUGCUGUCCGUAGAAUUAAGAUACGUAGGGAUGGUAAACUUAUCCCAACGAAACAUCUGAUUCUUACUUUUGACACGCCGAAACUACCAUCUUCGGUUAAGCUUGCCUGGCAUAACUGCCCCAUACGACCAUAUGUGCCAAACCCAUUAAGGUGCUUUCAGUGCCAAAGGUUUGGCCAUUCUAAAACAUCUUGUCGUAGCAAGCCAAUUUGUGCCCACUGCUCUGGUUUUGACCAUAGUGACACUUCCUGUGAGCUGCCAGCCCUUUGCAGUAACUGCAAGGGCGCGCAUGCAGCAUACUCCAGGAAUUGUCCAAAAUGGUCCCAAGAGAAAGAAAUACGAAGUGUAAAAGUGUUGCAAAAUGUUACGUUCAGUGAAGCUCGCCGGAUAGUCACCGCCCGUACUCCUCGGCCGGGUGUAUCCUAUUCCGUGGCUACUAAAAUUUCAUAUAAUUCAGUGAGCACUCAAACAGAUAAUCUACCAGCCCCUCCCUCACAGCCCAAAAAUCAAAAAAUUCCGAUUCCAUUGACACAGAACAACAAAAAGCCCAUAUUUAAUUUUACUGGACCUUCAGCACCUCGUAGAUCUGUCUCAACAUCUCCUCCACCUACAAAAGCAUCUCGGACAGAUUUCUCAGUGAAGCCUCGGCCUGACUUUACGCAGCGCUCGAAGUCAAAACUCCCUCCUAGCGAAAAACCGGGACUCACCCGGAAAAAGAAAAAUCCUAAAUUUAAUCAGUACUCUAAUCAAUCUACUUCUGCCAUUGCACAGAAGGCAGAUGAUAUUUUAACGUUACAUCCUUCAGAAGAUGAAUCGCUUUUUGAUGAACUUCCGAUGGAUGACGCACCUCCAUCCACAUCCAAGAAAAAGAAAUAA
Molecule: messenger RNA, 1542 nt
Organism: Parasteatoda tepidariorum (common house spider)
Lineage: Eukaryota; Metazoa; Arthropoda; Arachnida; Araneae; Theridiidae
Source: RefSeq, a predicted model, not a curated record